Oldenlandia corymbosa var. corymbosa is the source of this 1182-nucleotide messenger RNA. The record is from the annotation of a GenBank genome assembly. Lineage: Eukaryota; Viridiplantae; Streptophyta; Magnoliopsida; Gentianales; Rubiaceae.
AUGAACACUCAACUUCUGCUCCACACUCAUCCCCAACAAAGACUCCCUUCUCUUCUUCCUUCUUCUUCUUCUUCCCUUGUUUUGAUCAGGCCAUUAGUCAAACCAAUUUCCAAACCUCAAUUGGGUCCAAAUUCAAGAACCCAACUUUGCUUUCUUCACAAACGCCACCAUAAGUUGAGGCCCCUCAUCAAAUGCGCUGCAAGCAAUGAAGGUAUUGAUGGCACCAAAAGCUGGGAAAAAUGGGUUCCAAAAGACUUCCUUGUAGCUGAUAAAGUAUUUAGAUGGAUUUCUGAGACAACUUCCAGUCCCAUUGUUCAGUAUAUAUCUUCACCAACUACUUUCUUGCACUCUGUGGAUUCUAGGAUUAAAUUGGCAUGGCUCCUUGUGCUUGUUGUUUUGCCUGCUCGCUCACAUAUUUCUGUGCGCUUUGGAUUAGUCAUUUUCCUAAGUUUGCUAUCCGUGUGGACGCAGCCUAAGCAAGUCUGGAUGGAUCAAUUGGGGCGUGUGACCGUGCUUUCUGGGAUCUUGUUUAUAAUGUUGAGCUUGGCUUCUGACAGUGCCACUUUCCUCAGUUUUACCAGAUAUCCUCCACAACUGGUGACGGGUUUGCCAAAUCCGAAUUCUGUGGAAGCUUAUUCCUAUGCACUCAUGAAGUUUGGACCCUUGAAAAUGACAAGGAAGGGCUUGUCAACAGCUAGUACAUCAGCAUGUUUGACCUUUACAAUCUUCCAAAGUGCAAGCCUCUGCUUAACAAGUACAAGACCAGAACAGCUUGCAUUUGCCCUCCAGUGGUUCAUUCAACCUCUCAAGCAUUUCGGGUUGCCAGUGGCAGAAGUCAUCCUCACUCUCCUGCUGUCUUUAAGGUUCAUCAAUUUGGUAUUUGACGAGGUUCGUAAUGUUGCUUUGGGCAUUGUAUCUCGCAGAAUAAACUGGAAGCUCUUGACCACUAUGGAGACCAUUGAUGUUUUUGUCUCUUAUAUUCGACGUAUAUUCAGAAAUAUCUUCAGCCACUCGGAGCAGAUAUCUCAGGCCAUGAUUGUAAGAGGUUUUCGAGGAGACUGCAAAACACACAGACUCAUUUUGUCAGCCGAUGCAUCUAAUGCAAUCGCCAACAUUUUAUCCUUGCUUUGCCUGAUUGGUCUUGUCGGAACUGCAACAUGGUCUAAGAAUCUCAUCUUAUAA